AUGUCACAUUCUACAGAUGAUAAUGUGAUCUGCACACAGCAAGAUGAGAACCAGCAUACAUCAGAUGAGAGCAGCAGUACCGAAGACAUACCAUCUUUAACAAAGGCACUGUCAGACGUGAAAAAAAAGAAAAAAAAGAUAAAAAAGAAGAUACAAAAGAAACUGUUCCAAUCACAUAAAAAUGCACUUCCAGAUGAUAAACUAGGAAAUGCUGACAGCUAUCAAGAAGAAAACUCCAACAAAAGUGUUGCAAUCCUUUUAGAAGAGACCAAAGACUUGAUCAGCCAACAAAGAUUUGCUGAAGCAAGCAGGCAUCUCAUUGAUUUAGAACAUAAAGUGUACAAUAACACAGAAGAUGAAGACCGAGAUGCAGACACUUUAAAAAAAGAACAAGCAGACGUCGAGUUGACAUAUGAAAUACUCUACAAAGAGGUCAUCACUACAUUGAAUGACAUGUUGAAUAUUGCACAGACAAACUCCAGUCUGCUUGAAAAUGCAGUGAACACAAUAGUUCAGGAAGAACAAGAAGAUGAAAACUGUGCAAAAGAUCAGGAAGGACAUAUGUCUGCUUCACCAUCAAGACCAAGGAAGUGGAAGGAAAAAUUCUUAACAUCUCUGAAUCGCAUUGUGAUUACAAGACUAAGUGAAGACCCAUGCCUCAUUUCAGGGAAUGAAAGACUUACAUCCUUUGCUCAGCAUUUCAAUUGUGUAGGAAGGAAGGUGAAACAGGACCUCAUUACAGUAGUAACUCAUGUCAAGAAAUGCUUUCCUCAAGACUAUGAUAUCUGCAAUGUUUUUGCCAGAUUCCUCCAUGACCAUUUCUCUUCUCAAAUGACAAAUAUAACAGAUUUUAUACUCCAAAAGAAAGAUAUUCAUUGUAUUUUGUGCUGGGUCCUUAACAUUUACCCAAAUGACAUUCUAAACAACCCUAUCCUGGUUAAUGAUGUACAUGGAAACGCACUUGGAAAACUUCUCCCUGAAAGCAAAACCCAAGAGUUAGAAGCCGAAUAUGUUUAUGAAGAGAUGCAUGAUGUAAUCAUAUGGCUACAGAAAAGUUUAAGCAUAGAAGAAGACAGAUGGAUAAAAGGAAACCUACCAGAACAACUUGACGGCUGCUACCACAGUGAACUCCCAAUUGAUGUUCUCCAGAAUUUUUAUGGAGCAAGAGACCGUGCAAAAGAAAUCAAACCUAAACUUGAGGAGACCAUGUCACAAUGUCUGUUGGCUGAAUUCUCACAAUUUCUAGAAAGGUACAAGAAGUCACUGGAUGAAUUUAAGGAAAAGUGCAGUCAUCAAGAAAAUUAUAUACCUGUUAUCAUCGCAAAUAUUAACAACUGCUUCCAGUUUAGGAAAUACCUUGAGCAAUGCAGUGCAGAUUCUAACAUGGAAGACAAAAGAAUAUCUUUGAAGAUUCUAAACAAUAUUGAAGAAAAUGGACUAAAACUGUUGGAGUCACUAUUAUCUCAGAAACUGAAGCAACAUUACAAAAAACUUGUAAAAGACAAGUGGCUUCAUGGGUCUGAAUCAAUGGAUAAUAUACUUACAAGUACGGAUGAUUACCUUCUGGACAUAAAAGGGCUAAAAGAGUCUUACUUUCAGAAUCUUCUGAGAAAAAUACAUUUGAAUAUAGUUGUGGAAUAUAUUCACAGGCUAAUGAAGAAGAAAGUGAGCUUUAAAUCACCAGUUCAACAACAGGAGAUGGCUGAUGAAAUUAUGCAGCAUGCUAGUGAGAUAAAAUGCUUAUUUGAAAAAUAUGGCUCUAAAGAAACAUUUUUAUAUGAAGCUCUCCUCAAACUUUCUGAAGUUAUUAGACUGCAAGAUGUAAGUGCAAUUCAAAUUGAAGUUGCCUGUCUGGCCAAUGUCUACAGAGAUAUCAGGAAAGAGCAUGUUACCGCUAUCUUAUACAUUAAGGCAAACUUGUCCAGAAGUGCAGAAAAAAGCAUUUUGAAGAUUCUGAAUGUUUCAAAAGAAGCUGUGUCUUCAGAUACUCAAGAACUAUUUUCCCAUAUUGCUGUCUCAUAGAGCCAUUCGUUUUUUAUGUGACUGAGAAAAGACUAAACGAUCUGAUGUAUUUUCAGACCUGUUGUUAAAGAUCCCUUAUACAGAACAGUGCACCGAGCUUGUGAGGAGUCAUUAAUAUGUUGAAAUAUUUCAUUUCCUAGACACUAAUUUUAAGAAGCAGAACUGGUCGUUUAAUGUCACCAUGCAUCAAGAGAACAACUGCAUGUGAUCAUUCUUUAAUGUUGCUUCCAAAUGAUUAGUGUAUUACAUGGGCUUUUACAGAAACUGUAUAAAAUAAGUCCUAAUUGUUCAUGAGCUCUGUAUUAUCAAGUCUGUCAGUGUUCAAAGCCCAGCUUGGUGGUACAAAGGUAUAAUGUCCUGACUACGGUCCAGGUAACCCAAGUUCAAGUACUUAUUCAGCUGCUGCAGGAGGUGAGUGGGCAAAUUAGAGUGAGCAGGUCUUGCUGCCUUGCCCACCCAAGGGGAAGGGAGAGGUCCACCAUUGCCCCGAUGCAAGUGAAAGCUUGCAUUUGCCCAUUGACUGUGGACCAUUGCAUAUUGACUAAGGUGGUAUCAGCUUGGUAUCUCAAGCAACUAAUGGCAGUUUUCAGGGGGCAUGUGUGUAGGAACAUACACAUACCAGGGGCUGGGUAUUGCACACCCCGUGGUGAUGCACUGUUGGCAUCAAUACUUCAGAGUCAGGAAGAGGUGAUAUAGAAAUGCCAUUAUAACCUGUGUCCAGAAUGCUAGAGCUACUGAUGGGGAUGGUAGUGCAGUGUAGUUCAUAUCAUGUGAAAAUGUAAGCAUGUUCUCUUAGGCCCGUUCUGGGGUAACAAUCCAGACUAGCCCAUGGCUAGGGGAUAAGGUUGCUGCCUCUGACAGCAGAAGUAGAUAUAAGGACAGAGGCUAGGGGAACAAAGCAUCAACAAUGCUGCCUGAAUUAUGAUCUACUGGACAACUCUCUCUUCUGGGAAGAGUAUACCCAGCAUAUAGGAAUUAAUGGCCUGUCUCAAUUUUGAUGGCUAGCAGGCAUGAUAGCAAAAAUCACCAGUAGAAUAUCUUUAAAUAGUGGUGUAGAUUACUGUAAGCUAUGCCAGGGGACUAUUAUAAGUUACCUUUAUAAAGGGCAUGUUAAAAUAUAUGGUGCACUUUAAUGAUCUUGCUAAACCAGUCCUUCAGUUUUAUGAACAGCCGUAACAAAGGAUACUAGUUUGUUUAUUGUAUACAAUCUGAUGCUGUUAAUGGUGUGGAUCGUCUGAUCCAAAGAUGUUUGUCAGCCAUGGCACAAGCCAUAGGCAACAAUGAUGGUAACAAAUGUUUACAAAUUAAUUAUAUUUGAAAAUGUUAGUAAAUAUCUUAAUGCAGAUAUUUACAUCGUGGAAAAUUAUAUCAGGUAUCCCUAAGUUAAGUCAGUAAGGAGCAUUGCUCCAUUACAGAAAGUUUAUAAUCCAAGAUUGUUGCUUUACAUACAAACUACAUUAUUAAUGGUACCAUAGGUAAACACAUUUGUAAGUAGAAAACACUUCUCUUCUCAUGUGAAAAAUAUUUAUCAGUGUUAGCUCUUGUAUUGCAAAAUAUUGCUGUUCUCUAUUUAUUUGUACAGGUAUCUGUUUUUUAUAAAAAUUCUGUAUUAUAUUUUAAAUAAAAAUACAUAUAUCUAAAUACUUUAAAACUGAAAUAAUACUCUAACAUCAGGAAAUAUUUUAUUUAUUGACACAAAUGUUAUGCCUUUAAGACAAUGUGGUGCUAUAUAUUUGCAACUCUAUAUGCAGAUACGUAAGAACUUAAACUUUGCCUAACAUUCAUUAAUGUGAGUAAAUAGUACCAGUGUAGGUUGUAUCCAUUAAGGGCAAAUAUGUUUUAGCAUGGAGAUAAAAUAUGUGUAUUCCGGAGAUAAUGAACUAGAGCCUUAAACAGAUGGAUAAAUGCAUAUAAGAGAAUACAUGUGCAUAGGUUAGGUACAGCUGUGAAAUUCAUAUACUAGUUAGCAUCAUGCGAAGGAUUAUUUGCCAUGGAAAUUAUUAGAACUGCAUCAAGACUUUCUACUAGUUAAUAUUUCCCAAAGUAGCAAGCAUUUUAAUAAUGUGAAAUUGAGUAGAUUUCUUUACUAUCUAAAGCUCUUGGUUCACUGUGGAUACUUCAAAAUUCUGCAACCCAUCGCAGUAAACAAAUGUUGGAAUUCAAGAACCCACCUAAGAUGGAAUACCAUUCCAGUCAAGUCUGAACUUUUUUUAGAAUUCUGUGGCACACUUUGAGAAAAAUUACCAUUGUCUGCUUGUAUAAUAAAUUUCAUUGUCAUGUUUAUUUUUAUCAUAACUGUUUAUAAAGAAUAAUGUUUACAGAUACAAUCUUUAAAAUUUGCUGUAUAUAAAGAUCUUCUGUUUGUUACUACACUUCAUGUUUGCCUGUUUGAUAGCUCACAUACACACUGCCAAUGUCCUUGUUUUCUACAGCCUCAGGCAACUUCUUUUUUUCCUGGACAUUUAUACAUUUUUGUAAUCCUGUGACAAGAGUAAAAUAUUAAAAUCAACUAUUUCUAAAGUAAA
This is a messenger RNA of Protopterus annectens (West African lungfish), 4547 nucleotides long. It is a transcript of the gene TNFAIP2, whose product is annotated as TNF alpha induced protein 2. Lineage: Eukaryota; Metazoa; Chordata; Ceratodontiformes; Protopteridae. The transcript is spliced from 12 exons. Gene Ontology annotation, cellular component: exocyst. The record is from RefSeq and is a predicted model, not a curated record. Gene Ontology annotation, molecular function: SNARE binding. Gene Ontology annotation, biological process: exocyst localization; exocytosis. The coding region runs from base 1 to 2022 and encodes 673 amino acids.